This is a messenger RNA of Pongo pygmaeus (Bornean orangutan), 3055 nucleotides long. It is a transcript of the gene NUDT8, whose product is annotated as nudix hydrolase 8. Gene Ontology annotation, molecular function: coenzyme A diphosphatase activity. NCBI's taxonomy places the organism in Eukaryota, Metazoa, Chordata, Mammalia, Primates, Hominidae. The coding region runs from base 867 to 1577 and encodes 236 amino acids. The record is from RefSeq and is a predicted model, not a curated record. The transcript has 4 exons.
AGGGAGGACCGGAGGGAAGGCUGGGCCGGACGCUCCUCUCGCGCACGGAUCGACCUCGGGCUCCUAGAGGGGCAUCCCCGUGGGAUCCCGGCUCCGUACAUCCUGGAGCCCCUAAGGGAGGGACGGACCAACGGGAGCCGGCAGGGCCUCAUCAGACACCCCAACGCCAGGACCCAACGGGACCGAGGACGGUCGCCGGGCGCUUCACGGUCCGCGCGGUUCCAGGAUCUCUGAGGGUACCACCGCCAGGUCCUCCAGCUCCGCGCCCAUCUCCCUCCCCGCGGCCACGCCCCCGACCCUGGCCCGGCCCUGCCGGAAGCACAGUCCGCCUGGCCACGCCCCCCAGUCAUUCGUACCAAAGUUCCGGUCCAGGCCCCGCCCCCAGCCCGCCCCAGCCUCGAUUGCCUACUAGGCCCCGCCGCCCUCUCGCAGUAACGUUCGGGUCCGGCUCCCGCGCAGGCCCCGCCCCGCCACCCUCCCUCCCUCCCUCCCUCCCAUCGGGGGGAUUCAACGCGUCCCACAGAGGCCCCGCCUUCAAACAGGCCCCGCCCCCUAGCAGACUCCGUCCCACCGAGGCCCCGCCUUCAAACAGGCCCCGCCCCCGAACAGACCCAGUACCACCGAGGCCCAGUCUCCGGGCAGGCCCCGCCCACGAACAGACCCAACCCCGCCCACGAACAGACCCACCCCACCGAGGUCCCCCGACACCACUGCCGCUCAGCAGCUCCCCCGGCGGGACGCGUCGGGCGAGCUGCCCCUUCUCCCUCUCAGCUUCCGGAGGGACCGGGGCUGAGCGCCCCGCCCCGCCCCGCCUCUUCCCUCGCCCAACCCCGCGCCCUCAGUGUCCCGGCCGCGCAGGACUCGACAUGCUGCCCGACUGCCUGUCGGCCGAGGGCGAGCUGCGCUGCCGCCGGCUGCUGGCCGGGGCCACGGCCCGGCUCCGCGCGCGGCCCGCGUCGGCCGCAGUGCUCGUGCCGCUCUGCUCAGUGCGUGGGGUCCCGGCGCUGCUGUACACGCUGCGGUCCAGUCGCCUGACCGGGAGGCACAAGGGCGACGUCAGUUUCCCAGGCGGCAAGUGCGACCCGGCUGACCAAGACGUGGUGCACACGGCCCUGCGGGAAACCCGGGAGGAGCUGGGCCUGGCAGUGCCCGAGGAGCACGUGUGGGGCCUGCUGCGGCCUGUGUAUGAUCCGCGAAAGGCCACCGUGGUGCCAGUGCUUGCUGGUGUAGGCCCACUGGAUCCCCAGAGCCUCAGGCCCAACUCGGAGGAGGUAGAUGAGGUGUUUGCACUGCCGCUGGCCCACCUGCUGCAGACGCAGAAUCAGGGCUAUACCCACUUCUGCCGGGGUGGCCACUUCCGCUACACACUACCCGUCUUCCUGCAUGGACCACACCGGGUCUGGGGCCUCACAGCUGUCAUCACAGAGUUUGCCCUGCAGCUGCUGGCACCUGGUACCUACCAGCCCCGCCUGGCCGGCCUGAGCUGCUCAGGGGCUGAGGGUCUGGCCCACCCUAAGCAGCCCCUGGCUUCACCCUGCCAGGCCAGCUCCACUCCAGGACUGAAUAAAGGUCUUUGACAGCUCUAGAGCUCCUGCUUCUGCUGUACUGGGGCCUUGACCUUAGGCAGACCACUCCAGGUCGCUGGUUGGGGCUCCUCCUUCCAGUCACGCCAUUCCCCACAGCAGCGGACACUUCCUGGGUGCCAAGUACUUGGAGUCAAUUCAUCUUACCCUCACAACAGCCCGUAAGGCGGGGCCAACACUGUCUCUGGCUGGUGAGACUGCUUUCAGGGAGGAGAGACACCUUGCCUAAGGGCCCCAGGCUGGGAUUGGAACCAGAGCUCUCAGACUCCACAGCCCAGACUCUUAGGCACUGCACUGCCCAUGUCUCAGCCUGCACCUCCUGUUCUGUCUGCUGUGCCUGGCUGACCCUGUGCUGGGCUCCGGGAUCCCAGAGAGGAGUAAGGCGCACCCAUGCCCCUGGGUGUUACUGCAGGGGUCUCACACACAGAGCCCCUGUGUGUGCCAGCUGCUGUGUGGGGGCCACAGCUGUGGACCGGUCAGAUGCUCACCUGCCCUCCAGAGUGAGGAGUGCUCAGUCUAGGGGAGACCUCAGACGAGGUCACACAGAUAAUCAUGUGGUUCCACAUUAAUUAAUCACAGAUAAUAGUGGAAUUAUGUAAGACAUCAACUAGGUAGACCAGGGUUCUGUGAAAGAGUUGAGGGAGUGGGUGGUCUGAGCUUGCCGUGGCAGGAUGGCUGGAUCCAGGGGCUCAGGGGCUCCCCUCUUGCUGUGCUUUGCGCUGUGCUGGCCUCAGCCCCGGGGAGGUUGUCUCUAGUGCAGAAUGUGAGAGGUUGAGGAGAGGAUAGCAGCGUCCAUCAACAGAAAACACGGCUGCUCCUUCCCAGCCAGUCUAACCCAGAAGUGCACUUCACUGGCCUGCCUUGAGUCACAUGUCCUUCCCUGAGCCUGUCACAUGGCCAGUUGGAUUUACAAUACAUUGAUGGAUAGAGUCUGGGAUGCUUGCCUGGGUAGGAGGGGGAACUCCCUGGACUGAGAAGCAGUGGUUCCCGAAGAACAAUUGAGGUUCCCACUUUAGACAAAAAUCAACUCAAAAUGGCCUGUAAAAACCUGAAGUGAGCCGGACGUCGUGGCUCAUGCCUGUAAUCCCAACACUUUGGUUGGCCAAGGCCGGCCACCGUGACUCAGGAGUUCAAGACCGGCCUGGCCAAUGUAGUGAAACCCCAUCUGUAUAGAAAUACAAAAAAAUUAGCCAGGCAUGGUGGUGCACGCUGUAAUCCCAGCUACUCAAGAAGCUGAGGUGGGAAGAUCGCUUGAGCCCAGGAGGCAGAGGCUGCAGUGAACUGAGAUUGUGCCACUGCACUCCAGCCUGGGCGACAGAGUGAGAUCCUAUCUAAAAGGAAAAAAACAAAAAAAACAAAAACCUGCAAUGGUAACACUACUUGAAGGAAACAUAUGGGGAAAGUUCUAGACAUUGGUCUGGGCAAUGAUUUCUUGGAUAGGACCCCAAAAGCAAAGGCAUCAAAAGCAAAAA